Molecule: messenger RNA, 9955 nt
Organism: Gambusia affinis (western mosquitofish)
Lineage: Eukaryota; Metazoa; Chordata; Actinopteri; Cyprinodontiformes; Poeciliidae
Gene: nsd3
Product: nuclear receptor binding SET domain protein 3
Exons: 25
Coding region: 492-5294 (1600 amino acids)
Biological process (GO): regulation of DNA-templated transcription
Cellular component (GO): chromatin; nucleus
Molecular function (GO): protein binding; histone H3K36 methyltransferase activity
Source: RefSeq, a predicted model, not a curated record
AAAAAAUAAAGUAGAGAUAGGAGUGCUAUUUGAUUGUAUGGUGCAACGGCCUGCCAUACCCUGAACCAAGCGGGACUUAAAAGCUAUAUUGCAGAGCGCUUUUGUGAAACUAAAGGAAGAGGACGCUAGAGAUGAGCAUUAAGAAGGCAGGAGGGGCGAGAAUUAGACGUGUCUUUCUCCAACGGGGUUCCGACUAAAUGCUGGGGUCUUAGAACUGACGAAGAGCCAGGCUUUGGGAUUGGAUAGCGACCAUAUAGCGUAACAGCACCCCCGCCCCCCAUCAUCAUCUCCUGUGUUGAGAAUUGCGUUAAAAAAGGAAAGGCCUGAGCUUUGUCAACAUUACGGGAUUAAUAUAUUUUUUUAUUUUUUUAUUUUGUCCCUCCCUCCUUUAGAUUAAGAGGAACGGUUGCAGGCUGGUGUAUGUGUUUAGAAUGGGACACGCUGAAGGUCCAGUCAAAGAAAAAGACAGUUAAGGAUGCAGGAGCCCAACAAUGGAUUUCUCCUUCUCUUUCAUGCAAGGGAUCAUGGGAAAUACAAUUCAGCAACCCCCUCAGCUCAUUGACUCAGCCAACAUCAGACAGGACGGCUCCUGCGACACCGGCAGUGACCCGGGUGAGGAUAGCGGUCCCUCUUACGAUGCUGCCCUGGAUGCAGAGUUCUCUUACCCGCCGUCAGCCUCGGAGGACAUGCCGCAGGUCCCUAACGGCUACCCCCCGGGUCUGGGCCUGUACGAGCCCCAGGCCAAGUUCUCCAUGUACUCGCAGUUCCCCAAUGGCUCGGCUAAUGGCUACGGCGCCAUACGGAGCUACGGGGACCACGGCCUCCUGCCGGGGGAGGGAACUGUCCUGAGAGGACCCGGCCUCCAUGAGAGACCUCUGUCCCCUGUGUCUCCGCCGCUGUCGGUACAUCACCCGCACCUCCACCACCCCCAUCACCAUCACCACCACCACGCACACCCUUUCCACUCGAACCCGCCCCACAUACAAACCCACUCACACCCGCACAGCCCCCCGCCGCCUCCACCACUGCCGCUGCCCGCCCAGCACCAGCUGUCCCAGACGCCUCACAUCAUGAGCCACAACCUGCCGCCGCCGCCCCCCUUACACCUGCCUUCCUCCAGCCCCCCGCCAUCCCUGGUGGACAGCACCCCGUCUUCUCAGCCCGCGCUCGCUCCAUCCAACACCCCCGGCGGCGUGCUGAAGAAAACCAGCUCUCCAGAGAUCAAGCUGAAGAUCAUAAAGACGUAUCAGAACGGAAAGGAGUUGUUUGAGUCUGCGCUGUGUGGGGAUCUGCUGCAGGAGCUGCAGAAGGAGUCUCAGAAGAACGAGGCGACUCAAAUGCAGCGCAGACACGAGAGGAAGAAGGAGAAGAGGAAAAAGAGCGCGAGGUUGCAGCUUCAGGCUCAGCAGAGUGUGGAGCGGAGCCAAGAGCAAACCGCUUCCACCGCCCAGACAGAGGAGUCCGUCCAGCCGCAGUCAAGAGAACCGCCGCCAAGCGACCCGCCGCCGGCCCAGACGGAGAAAACUCAGAGGACGGUCAUCAAAACUGAACCAAAAACACAGAAGAUUCCUAAAGUCCAUCAUCCGUCGGUGAUCCAGGAGACGGGGUUCUGUAAGGAGUUUGUGAUUGGAGAUCUGGUGUGGUCCAAAGUGGGCACCUACCCCUGGUGGCCCUGCAUGGUCUCCUCCGACCCACAGAUGAAGGUCCACACUCGCAUCAACACCAGAGGACACAGGGAGUAUCACGUCCAGUUCUUUGGCAGCGUCGCUGAGCGCGCGUGGAUCCACGAGAAGCGGAUAGUCACAUACCAGGGGAAGAAGCAGUUCGACGAGCUCCAGGCAGAGACGCUGCGCAAAGCCACAAACCCCGUAGAGAGACAGAAACUUUUGAAGCCCAUCCCUCAGAGGGAGCGGACUCAGUGGGAAGUAGGCGUCGGCCAUGCUGAGGACGCCUUUCUCAUGACGCGCCAGGAACGGAUCGACAACUACACCUUCAUCUACGUCGACCCGGACCCCGAAGAGGCGCCGCCUACCAAGAAACCCAGCAUCAAAGCUGAAAAACGGAGCCGGCGCUCCAGCGGCUCGGUCGGAAAGAAGGAGGAUGUCGGCGUGAAGUCGCCCGACAGAGAGCAGCCGCCACGGAGGCAGCUGCCGCGUCGGCAGUGCAGCAUUUCCAACACGGAGGACAGCUCGAACUCGCAGUCCGCCGGGGAAGAGAAGAACCAGAAGGGAGAACAGCAGAAGAAGAAGAGUUCACCGCUGCAGAACGCCGGCUCUGAUGCAAAGCAGGACUCGCCGCCGCCGGUGGUCAGGCCGUGGAAAACGGCAGCGGCGAGGAAGCUGCUGCCUCUCUCCAUCACCAUGAAGAGGCUGAACGUAGAGAUCACCAAGUGCGACUGGCCUCUCCUGCAGAAAAACAUCACGCCGUCCCCAAAGAAGGACAGAGAAGAAGAGAAGAAGGAGAGGGUGGAGAGAGAGGCCCGGCAGCCCGACCUGGGGUACUGCUCACCUGACCAGGACAGCAGAGCCAAACCUGAGCCCAGUCCAGAGGAGGAGGAAGAAGAGGGCGACGAAGGUGAGGAAGAGAGCGACGAGAGGAGAGGUUCUCCGGCCAGCAGGAGGAGCGAGUCAGCGAAUCGACAAAACUCUUCACCUGGAUCGCCCAGCAGCAGUCCGCAAGGCUCUCAGGAGAGGAAGCCUCAGCGGCGGUCAGUCCGGAGUAGAUCUGAGUCAGAGAGAGGCACCGAUCCCAUCCCGAAGAAGAAAACCAAAAAAGAACAGGCUGAGAUGGCUCCAGAAACCACACUGAAAACAGGAUCACAGAAAGGAGCCAGUGAGAUCUCGGAUGCGUGCAAACCGCUGAAGAAGAGAAGCAGAGCGUCAACGGACGUCGAAAUGGCUUCGUCUCAGUACAGAGACACGUCUGAUUCCGACUCCAGGGGUCUCAACGACCCACAGGGAUUAUUUGGGAAGAGCCUGGACAGUCCAGCAGCGGCAGACGCUGACGCUUCUGACACUCAGUCUGUGGACUCCGGUUUGUCCCGUCAAGACAGCGGUACCGGACAGAGAGACACGGUGUGCCAGAUCUGCGAGGCAUACGGGGAGGGUUUGGUCGUGUGUGAAGGUGAUUGCAGCAGACAGUUCCACCUGGAAUGUCUCGGCCUGUCGUCUCCGCCAGAGGGCCGAUUCACCUGCACUGAAUGUAGAAAUGGCAAUCAUCCUUGUUUUAGCUGUAAAUCAGUGGACCCAGAGGUGACUCGUUGUUCUAUGUCUGGAUGCGGAUGCUUCUACCACGAGGAUUGUGUCCGGAAGCUGCCGGGCACCACCAGCGGUUCUGGUGGAGGGUUCUGCUGUCCGCAGCACAGCUGCUCCACCUGCUGCCUAGAGCGAGACCUGCAGCGAGCCAGCAAAGGCCGUCUGAUUCGUUGUAUCCGCUGCCCAUUGGCUUAUCACCCCAGCGACGGCUGCCUGGCCGCCGGCAGCGUCAUCCUCACCCAUCACAUCAUGAUCUGCAGCAACCACGGCAGCGCCAAGAAGAACGGCCUCCUCUCGUCCCCCGUCAACGUCGGCUGGUGCUUUCUGUGUGCCAGAGGGCUGUUAGUGCAAGACCUUACUGACACCAUAUUAAGUUCAUAUGCCUAUAAGUCCCACUACCUUCUGACUGAGUCAAAUCGUGCUGAGUUGAAAUUACCUAUGAUUCCCUCUCCUUCGUCAGCUACCAAAAAGAAUGUUGGGAAAGGAGGAAAGUUGCUGUGCUGCGACUCAUGCCCAGCUUCCUUCCAUCCGGAGUGUCUGGAGAUGGAGAUGCCCGAAGGCGCGUGGUCCUGCAGCGACUGCAGGGCGGGGAAGAAGCCUCACUACAAACAAAUUGUCUGGGUCAAACUUGGAAACUACAGAUGGUGGCCGGCUGAGAUCUGCAACCCUCGCUUGGUGCCGUCAAACAUCCAGAGCCUUCGGCACGACAUCGGCGACUUCCCGGUCUUCUUCUUUGGUUCCCACGACUACUACUGGAUCAACCAGGGCCGCGUGUUCCCAUAUGUAGAGAACGACAAGAACUUUGUCACGGGUCAGAUCAACAUCAACAAAACCUUCAAGAAAGCUCUGGAAGAAGCAGCUCGGCGGUUUCAGGAGCUCAAGGCUCAGAGGGAGAGCAGGGAAGCACUGGAGCAGGAGCGUAACUCCCGCAAACCUCCGCCAUACAAAAUCAUCAAGUCCAAUAAGCCAGUGGGUAAGGUGCAGAUGCACGUGGCCGACUUGUCAGAAAUCCCUCGAUGCAACUGCAAACCGACAGAGGAGCAUCCUUGCAGCCUUGACUCCCAGUGUCUCAACCGUAUGCUGCAGUACGAGUGUCACCCGCAGGUGUGUCCUGCAGGAGACCGAUGUGAGAAUCAGUGCUUCUCCAAGCGGCUGUACGCAGAAACUGAGGUGGUGAAGACGGAGGGCUGCGGCUGGGGGCUCAGAACGAACCAAACGCUCCGCAAGGGAGACUUUGUGACUGAAUACGUGGGAGAGGUUAUAGACUCGGAGGAAUGCCAGCAGCGAAUCAAACGAGCCCAUGAAAAUCACGUGACCAACUUCUACAUGCUCACCCUGACCAAGGACCGAGUGAUAGACGCCGGCCCAAAAGGAAACUCCUCUCGCUUCAUGAACCACAGCUGCAGCCCCAACUGUGAAACCCAGAAGUGGACGGUGAACGGAGACGUUCGCAUCGGGCUCUUCGCCCUCUGCGACAUCGACGCCGGCACAGAGCUAACAUUCAACUACAACCUACACUGUGUGGGCAACCGGAGGAUGUCCUGCCACUGCGGAUCCGACAACUGCUCUGGGUUCCUCGGCGUUCAGCCGACGAGUGCCGUGGUGAUGGAGAAGGAGGAGAAGGCUAAGAACGCCAAGCUGAAGCCCAAGAAGCGGAAGCUGCGGCCGGAGGGCAAACACACGCACGAGUACGUCUGUUUCUGCUGCGGAGAAGGAGGAGAGCUGGUGAUGUGCGACAGGAAAGACUGUCCGAAAGCGUAUCACCUGCUGUGUCUCAACCUCACCAAGCCGCCAUACGGACGCUGGGAAUGUCCAUGGCACGACUGCAGCGUAUGCGGCGCCUCGGCUUCGUCACUCUGCGACUUCUGCCCCCGUUCAUUCUGCCGGGACCAUGAGGCGGGGGCGCUCACCACCUCCGCUCUGGACGACCGCCUCUGUUGCUCCAACCACGACCCGCUCAGUCCGCUGGGCUCCGGCUCGACCCAGCCGCGGCGCUUCGAUCGGAGCCCCGUCAGGGUCAAAGAGGAGUCUAAAGAGUGAAGCCGCAACUUCCACUAUACCUCAUUCCCAGCGAAGUGCUCUCUGACGUCUGCAGCGGCGCACUUCACAAAGGGUGUUUGUGUUUGUUCUUGUUUGUUUUUCUGUUUUUUAAGCGGUGCGAUAGCCGCCGCUAGCGGCUGGGACACGCUGAUGAACUGAUGCUGUUGGCAGAGAGAGCAGAGCGACUGAAGGAACGACACGGGAAGGUGACUGAGCAUAAUCAUGCGCUGUUUUCUCUCCUCUCUCGCCAUAAAAGAUAAAAAAUAGUUACACUUUCUACAGCUCGCCUGCGCCCUCCGGAGGGCCCAGACCUUUCUGCGUUUCUUCUUCUUUUACUGUUGGCGCUUUUUUUGUCACAUUUAAAUGUUUUGCAUCAUCAGGCAAAUUUUAAUAUCAAGCACAAUCUGUUUGAAUCCAAAAACAUUCAUUCAAAAGAUGAUUUGAUUUAUUUAAAGGGGGGAAAGCUAAUCAAAGGAACCUGGCUAAAGGUAGGAAAAUAAUUUCUCACUAAUACUUGGAUAUAAACAUUUUUUAUAUUCCUCUUUGCUAAUGUCAUAGUUUCUCCAUCUGAAUGAGCUCCAGACUUUAACCAGACCUCUUGGAAAAAAACCUUCAUCAAACCUUUUUAAGUCAUUCAGAUGUGGAGAUACCACCUUUCCAUGUUUUCUACAUUGAACACUGCAAAAAACGCCAAAUACUACCAAGUAUUUUUGGUUUCUAGUGCAAAUAUGUUAUUGCACUUGAAAUAAAACCAAACUGACUUACAAGUAACUUUUCAGGAAGACGUACGAGUUUAUUUUAACAAGACAAUUUUCCCAUAAGUGGAAUUAUUUGCCGAUGGAGCUAGCACUUUCUCAUCAAUAUCAAGGGAUUAUUUACUUAAAACAAGCUUCCAUAUCUUGAUAAGUUAAAUUUGUCUUAAUUGAAGUGUAAUAAGAUAUUUGCACUAGAAACCAGAAAUCCUUGGUAAGGUUUUGUGUUUUUCCAGUGAGUCUAAAAUCCAUAGAAAUAUAAUUGUAACCAUUAUCAGACUGAUAAGAUGGUUUCUGAGAUAUUUUGGCCUAUUUUAAUCUGUUAAACUGUUGAUCACCUGGGAUUAAUUUCCUGUUAAUUGAUGAUUUAUCAGGUGUAGACAGGUACGUCUUCACAUAGACUCAGGUUGCUGUGAGCAGCUUCUUCUUUCCUCUGUAAAUAAUAUCUUCAUUUGAAAGCAGCAUUUUGUGUUCAGUUAGAUUAUUUAGCUCUGAUAUUAAACAUUAUUUGAUCUAAAGCAUUUAAAUGUGACAGAAAAACCAGAGAAACCUGUAAGGAGGCGAACACUUUUUCCACAGUCCUGUAAGUGUUGCCGUGCUUCGGCGCUCUGAAGAUCUCAAAGGUUAAAGAGGAGGAAGAGGAGGAGGAGGGAAGGUGCUACGUCGAACCUCUCCACCCGCCGUGCUGCUCUCCUCCCCCGUUUCCCUGCUGUAAACGACGUAGACAAGGCAGCUCUUCUUCAUUGCCUCUGACACAAUCCGCCACCCUCCUUCUUCUUUAUGGUCGAAAAAGAACUCGGAAAAAUGACCAAAUUUGUGCAAUUUUACUUUUUUUUUUUUGUUUGUUUGUUUUUGUUUGUUUUUAUUGUUUUCCAGGACCACACUACAUUCCAAUCUUCCUUGAACAUGCUUUUUAAUAUACUUAUGGGGUAUAGAUGAAUAUAAUUAUAUACAGUAUCUAUGUUUGUCAAUGUUUACAGACAGAUUUCUCUCACUUCAUCUCGGUGAGUGGUGUAUUACGUUUGUUUGUUUCGGUGUUGAACAUUACGCAGACCUCUUUGUGAAAAUAGUCCUAUUAAGGUGAAAUAUAAUGGUAUAUAGUGUAAUGGUAUGACAUUACAGAAGUACUUGUGAUUUCAUAUUGCCAGUCCCACUCGCCAUUGUGUACAUAAUUGGCUCACCAUAUUGUAAAGUACUUAAAAAUCAGGACGGCGGAGGCUCUUCUGUCGGGUCUGGAACAAGAACUUGGUUUUUUGGGGAUUUUUUUUUAAAGUUCUCACGCGUCCUUUACUUAAUUCCCGUUUCCUGUAUAGUAAAUGGAGAGCGGAGGGAGGAGCCAGCUUGUAAUCACUGGUGCUGUGUUUCAAGUAUUGUUAAUAAGCCUUAAGUUUUAAUUUUCGGCACGCUGCAGAGGGUUGCGGCUCAUUUCAGUUGUUUCAUUUCACCCGUGAACUGUGACGGUGUUUCUUUUUAUGUUUUUGCCAAACCUAUGAAAAGCACUUUCACACGGGCAGACACAGAAAUACACGGACAGGACAAGUAUUUCAAAAAACUGAUACCUCUUCUUGUUAUGACAUUGGAGUUUAAUCUGUGUUGUGACUGUUUUUGCCUCUUAGUUGGAAACAUUGUGAAUGCUAGGUCUCCUUUUUCUUUGUUUUUAAACAAAAGUGGCCUGAUUGCUAGGAGUUUAUUUUGUUGUUGUUGUUUUAGACAGAGGGGGGCCCAAAUAGGAAUAAACUGCCGCCCCAGCUUUGGAUUUAAACAAGAGAAAAAAAAUCCUCCAGAGGCACUUCUUUUUGUUUGUUGGCAGGAAGCAAUGGUGAAACAGCAAACCAGUCCAGUAUGAUGUACAAAAACACACUUCUGUACAGUGUUUUUAAAUCGCUCAUCAAGUCAGAACUAAAGUUUUUGUAUUUAUUGCACCGCAUUUUAUACAGAUUUUUUUUUUCAAACACCAGUGCAGUAACUCGUCUCCCUUCUCACCAACGUGUAACGAACAUAGAUGAUGAAAUAAUGAGAUAAAACACACACACACACACACGGGGAGUUUUACGUUUUAUGCCUGUAUCUAACCAUUUUCUUACAUUUGGUGUAAUGAUUCCACAUUUGGUGACAGCAGCUGCUCGUCGGCCUGUAUUAUGUAUCACUGUAAUCGGUGUUUUAACGCAGUUCGGUAUUGAAAUGCCAGGGUUUUUUGUUGCAGAUAAAUGUAAUCAUGACAGGAUGAGAGAAUUUUCUGUAAACAUGUCUGCUUUUCUUCUUUGUUUUUGCCCAUGGAAGAAAUUUUUGGGGGUCACAGGGUGAAAAAGUGCCAAUGUUGCCAUGUUCUUUCCUUUAAAGUGUCUUUAAACUUGCUGUUGCUUUUGUUUUUUGAUUUUCAGCAGGGCCAAUGUUGCAGCUUUUCAGCAGUUUUUGGCUAAAAUAUUCUACGUGAAAUCCCCCUUUUUAUGUUGCUGGAGUCACAUAAUUAAGACCUGGAUGAAUUGCAGAUAAUUGUAUUGAAAGAUUUAUUUUUAGGACUAUUUUUGCUCUUCUCCUGUAGUUUAAGCUUUCUUUUUCCCUAUUAAACUUGUAGCUGAACGUAGGAAAAAAAGGAAAUAAUUAGGAUAUUUCUUUUUAACUCCAGUUUUGCUGGAGGUUUUUACAUUUUCACCUCAAAUCUUUUACAAAUUGAAUAAUCUGAAAAUUACUCAUUGGAGUUGAGCUAAUGAUAAAACUAAUCCACAGAGCUGAAGGUAAUGGAUUCUCUACGCUCUUGUUUUAUUUUUUUGUUUUUUUGCUUUAAUAGUACUUUGUUAGUGCAUCAUUAAGGCACUUUCCUUUGCGAACUUAAAACUUGAUGUUUCUGUAUGUCUUUGCUUUUCUCACAUCAGCCUCCUUGUUGCUCGAGGGAAUGUCUUCUGGUUUUUGUGGUUGUAUAAUUCCCACUGAAGCCUCUGUUUUUGUUGUAAUGGUGAUUGUUGUCGAGCUGGAGUGCAUGCUUCCAACAUCAGAGGAUUCCAAUCCAUGCCAAUGUUUGGCUGUAUUUGUUACUCUUGUUUUGAUUUUCACCACAUUGCACAGAGAUUCUGCAAAAAAAAAAAAAAAAAAAGAGAGAAGAAAAGAAAAACCCAAGCAGCCUUUUUUUUUUGUUUGUUUGUUUUUCUUUGCACCUGCAGAUCGCAUGAUCGCACUCGCAUCUUUGUGCCAGUUGGUCGCCUCCUGCCCUGCUGAGCUGACGCAGCUGAAGUGUUACUGCUUUAAUCGUCUCACCGUCUGGUUUUAUGUUUUUAUUUUCUCCUUUAAGUGACCCUUAACUCUGAUUUUUGUUUCAAAUCUACAAAGGAACACCCGAUCCCUCUCCCCUUUGUUUGUCAAAGGGAAUGUUUCAGUUCACUGUGACGACUUUUUGUUUUUGUUUUUUUGUGCAAUGUUGGGCCGUCUGUCGUUGAGGUCUCACCUGACGUCCUGUCAAAUAGUGUUGGAAUAAAUGAAUAAUUUCACCUACAUAAGCACUCUUCAUCUCUUCUGACUCGUAGGAAACCUGCUCACAGUAACUCUGACUGGGGUCAUAUCUAUCUCUCUUGGUGUCGCUUCUAUUAAACCGUGGAUGAACACACACCGCCAUGUUAACUACCUGUGUUUCUGCAUACCACACACACAUUGUCGAGGAACUUGUAAAUACUUUGCAUUGAAUUUGCAUAGACUCAUGUUACUGUGGUGUGCUCUUUUUUUAUUUUUUAUUUUUGCCUGUAAAAUUCUGCUUCUAAAUGUGUGUGACUGUUGAGAAGACACUCUUCUUUUUGUACAUGAUCUGUCUUUUUAUUUGAAGAUAUUGAUUCUGUCCUUUUUCAUUCUGAAGUUGAGUUUGAAGAGUUCAGACAUGCCUGAAGUUUGACUUUAAUAAAGCUGUACUCUGUCUCAGUGAAA